Messenger RNA from Bombyx mori (domestic silkworm), 1210 nucleotides. RefSeq lists its product as uncharacterized. The transcript has 5 exons. Gene Ontology annotation, biological process: sensory perception of smell; detection of chemical stimulus involved in sensory perception of smell. Bases 11 to 1210 code for a protein of 399 amino acids. The record is from RefSeq and is a predicted model, not a curated record. Gene Ontology annotation, cellular component: plasma membrane. Gene Ontology annotation, molecular function: olfactory receptor activity; odorant binding. Lineage: Eukaryota; Metazoa; Arthropoda; Insecta; Lepidoptera; Bombycidae.
CAAUAAUGCAAUGAUUUAUUAUAGAAAGUCCAAAAUGGAAUUGAACUUCGAUAAAAUCUUCAGAAUAGCAAUUAUUUCGCAAAAAUUCAGUGGCACGUACCCAUACACGAAGAGAGACAAAAAAUGGGCAACGCACUUUAUUCUAAUGCACGGAGAGCUCACUAUAAUCUGCAUGUUAUUCAUCUACAACAUUAUCGAAUUCGAUUUAAAGGCCGCCGAUUAUUCGCAAAUGUGCCGAAACAUGUGCCUGCCCUUCCUUUACAUGGUAAUCACGCUUCUCUACAUCAACAUGCUUUAUUAUCAAAGCAAAUUGAAGAUGUUAAUUGAAACCGUGAAGGCUGAAUAUGAGAUAGCGAAGACGAUGUCAGAAGAAGAGCAAAACGUGAUACUUGAAUACGCGAAAAAAGGCCGAUGGCUUUGCCGAGCGUGGGCGAUCCUGACCACCUGUGGUAUGGCCCAGUUUUUUCUCAAGAGUAUAGUAUGCACGAUUUAUUCGGCCAUUCAGGGCAAUUUUAGAAUAGUCCAAUAUUACGAAGUGAUCUAUCCAGAAGUUAUUGAAAGACACAGGAAUAACCCAGUUAUAUUUAUAACCUUGUACUUUUGUACAUUCUUCUAUUCAUUGUAUACUUCGGCCUUGUAUACAAGCGUUUUGCCAUUGGGCCCGAUAUUCUUGCUACACGGCUGCGCUAAGCUUGAAAUCGUCAGAUUGAACAUUAAGAACUUGUUUGACAAUGACGAUUACGUAGUUCAAGAGAGACUUAAGAAGACCGUACUACAAAUGCAGGAUAUAUACUGCUAUUCGCAUGAGAUAAACGAAUGUUUUCAAAUAUUAUAUGAGUUUCUACUGAAAGCCACAUCCCUGGUCUUACCCAUCACGAUCUUCGCAGUUAUACAAGCUCUCGGCCGAGGUCAGUUCAUACCGGAGUUCUUCGCCUUCAUCUUCGGCGCUUUCAUGGUUGGGACGACCCCGUGCUACUACAGCAACAUGCUCAUGGAAAAAAGUGAAGACGUGCGCAUGACACUGUAUUCCUGCGGUUGGGAGACCCGCUUCGAUCUAAAUACGCGGAAAUGUAUAAUACUGAUGCUGUGCCGGGCGCUCAGACCCGUCUCUAUCAGGACUAUAUUCCGAUCAGUCUCACUCACUACGCUGACCGAUGUGUUCCAGCAGGCCUACGCAUUGUUCAAUUUAUUAAACGCGGUGUGGAAUUAA